Messenger RNA from Alosa sapidissima (American shad), 667 nucleotides. RefSeq names its product guanine nucleotide binding protein (G protein), gamma 8 (gene gng8). The transcript is spliced from 3 exons. Gene Ontology annotation, biological process: G protein-coupled receptor signaling pathway. The coding region runs from base 172 to 384 and encodes 70 amino acids. Gene Ontology annotation, cellular component: heterotrimeric G-protein complex. Gene Ontology annotation, molecular function: G-protein beta-subunit binding. The record is from RefSeq and is a predicted model, not a curated record. NCBI's taxonomy places the organism in Eukaryota, Metazoa, Chordata, Actinopteri, Clupeiformes, Clupeidae.
UACUGGUGGAGCACGCUGGCAUCUGGCACAUCCUGAAGAAGCUGUACACUGGUGGCCCCUUCUCCACCUGUUCAUUCCCUUGGAUUUGGGAGGCACACUUCUGCAAAGCCAGACCCAGUGACUGUACUGUGUUGUGGCCAGCAAGGUGGGAAGCCACAGAGCCAGGGCAACAUGUCCAACAACAUGGCCAAGAUCGCAGAUGCCAGAAAAACCGUUGAACAGCUAAAGUUGGAGGUUAAUAUUGAAAGAAUGAUGGUGUCCAAAGCUGCAGCAGAGCUGAUGGCAUACUGUGAGGCCCAUGCCAAAGAGGAUCCACUGGUGGCCCCUGUCCCCUCCUCAGAAAAUCCCUUCAGAGAGAAGAAAAUAUUCUGUGCCAUCAUCUAAGCCCCGUUGCCCUGAAUCACCCACAAGAGGCCCAGAGGGACUAUCGGUGGGAGAUGCCAUGGCGAGUGAAACCAGAUACCUGUGGAAGUGGCAGUUGAGUGUGUCAUGUUGUUAUCAUGGAAAAUGGUCCUAUUCACUCCCACAUGUCCCAUGUGUUUUGCUACAUUUUAACUGGAAAACUGAAGGUGGUGAAUUCACAUAUUAACAACAGUUUAGGACAAUCUUGACAUGGAGUCACCUAGAGAGGAAGUGUGUGACCUUAGGAUCCAUUAAAGUGACUGAA